This is a messenger RNA of Aspergillus udagawae, 675 nucleotides long. RefSeq lists its product as uncharacterized. Gene Ontology annotation, molecular function: oxidoreductase activity, acting on the CH-OH group of donors, NAD or NADP as acceptor. The coding region runs from base 1 to 675 and encodes 224 amino acids. Lineage: Eukaryota; Fungi; Ascomycota; Eurotiomycetes; Eurotiales; Aspergillaceae. The record is from RefSeq and is a predicted model, not a curated record. The transcript is spliced from 4 exons.
AUGUCAACAUAUCUCAUAACCGGCACAUCCCGCGGCCUGGGCCUCGCCCUGGUGCGCCACCUCGCCAAUCUCCCCAGUUCCUCUGUAGGAACCAUCUUCGCAACAUCCCGCUCAGAACACCCAAGCCUCCAGGAACUCAGCCAACAAUCAGACCGGAUCCAAUGGGUCAAAUGCGAUGUUACCGACGCAGAAAGCAUCCAGGAUGCAGCCAGGACAGUGCAGAGUAAGCUACAGGGAAAAGGGCUGGAUACAAACGUCAACGGCGUCCAUAAUGUCACCCGGGAAUUUCUCCCUCUACUUCGCGAAGGACGGAGGAAACUCGUUGUUAAUAUAUCGUCAACGCUUGGCUCAAUGACUCUCGCUCCAGUCUACAAAAGCGCGCCAACACCAGCGUACAAAAUCAGCAAAGCAGCAUUGAGCAUGUUGACGGUGCAGUACGCGCAGGAUUACGAAAGCGAGGGCUUCACCUUUCUCGCUGUGAGUCCUGGUUGGCUCCAAACAGAUGCGGGAGGAUCGAGAGCCGAUCUCCCCCCUGCGACCGGGGCAAAGGCAGUCCUCGAUAUCAUACAGAAGGCAACUCCGUCUCAGAAUGGAAAGUUUCUGAAUAUCCAUGUGCCUGGAUGGGAGGAGAAUAAGGGAUUGAAUCAGUAUGAUGGCAAGGAGGUGCCGUGGUAA